Phlebotomus papatasi is the source of this 2022-nucleotide messenger RNA. Its product is annotated as coiled-coil domain-containing protein 22 homolog. Bases 157 to 1863 code for a protein of 568 amino acids. The transcript is spliced from 5 exons. Gene Ontology annotation, biological process: positive regulation of ubiquitin-dependent protein catabolic process. Gene Ontology annotation, molecular function: cullin family protein binding. NCBI's taxonomy places the organism in Eukaryota, Metazoa, Arthropoda, Insecta, Diptera, Psychodidae. The record is from RefSeq and is a predicted model, not a curated record.
ACAGCGCGAUCUGGCGGAAAAAGUGGAGUGUAGAAAUAGAGUUCUGACGUUUUUAUUGUGUUUUUCUUGGAUUUUAACAAUAAAUUUCUCCUAAAUAAUGCAAAUUACAUGAUAGUAUACUCAAUUAGAUGCUGGUUGUGUUGAUAAACUGUAGCAAUGGAUGAGAUUGACAAUAUUAUAAUACAUUCUCUCCGACAAAUUGGAUGUGAUAUUGACGAUGAGGUGCACUCCCUGUCGUAUUUCAGUCCUGAAAUGCUGGUAUCAUCUGUGUCCAAAUGUCUUAUGCUGAUAAAACCAUCACUGGAUGUACCACAGUCCCUUCCACCCGGAAUGGCUCAAAGAUUCACCGUCACGUCGAAUCUCGCAGAAGCCUGCAAGAGCGUAGGAUUUCGGGGUGAUAUCGGUUAUCAGACUUUUUUGUACACAAAUGUAACAGAAGUGAGGCGAGUAUUUAUGUUUCUCAUCGAACGUCUGCCCAAGGAAGCGGAAAAAGUGCCGGCUAGUCAAGCUUUAGAUCAUCCAACUUCUGUGAAGCAGGAAAUUGCCCGGAAUAUUUUACAGAGUCUCAGCAGUCACUGGCUUCCACCUCCUUGUAGAGUCUUACUCCAAGACCAAAAUACUUUCUCACCAAGGUACCUCAACAUUCCCAAGUGCAAUCCAGAGGCCACUCAGGGGCAGAAUUCCAGCGAUAAAUUCAGUUCUGGAGAUUUUCUGGUGAGUGUCUUUGAACAGGCUCCCCAUCAGACCCUCUUCCCUUCGGUCAUUGUGAAGAAUGACGAGGAACUUUGGGGAGAAUUGAGUACCUCCCAUGUAUGCAAAAUCCUCGAUUCUCAUAGAAAAUCUUCCCUCAAUCGAGGGGCAAUCCCUCAAGCUGCUCCCAGGACAUCAUUAUUGACCUCUCAAGAAGAGGAAGAAAGUCCUAGGGAUGAUAUUGUCAAGCCGAGAACUCCCCUGGAAGUGCUUCAGGAGGAGAUUGAGGAGCUGAGACAGAAAAUUGAGGGAGCAGUGAGUGAAAGGCAAGGAAUUGUGGAAGAGAUUGAGGGCAGUAGAAGUAUAGCAGCUGAACAUGAAGAGAAACUCUCGAAUCUGCGGAAGGAGAAACGUAUCCGGGAGAGGACUAAUAUUGUCCUGGAGAAUCCGGAAGAGAAUGUGGCCAAAUUGGAAGCAAUGGUGGCCAAUUCGAAGGAGAAAAUGAAAAAGCUGGAACUUCAGUGGCAGGAACACGAAGCUCCUCUCCUGAAGGCUCUCAAUAGUGCCCAGCAGAAGAACUCAAAAGAAAUGUCAAAAACGAAACAUUUGGUGGAUCAAAUAGCGGCAACUCGUGCCAAAUCCGAAGAGAUUACGCAGGAAUUCAAGCAGAAGAGCUCCACACAUUCCCAGUUAACAGCCGAAUUGGCCAAACUUAGUAGAACAAUUAAUCGCAAUGCCUACACUUCGAGGAUCCUGGAGAUCAUUGGCAACAUCCGGAAGCAGAAGAACGACAUAGACAAAGUUCUGCGGGAUACGAGAGAGCUGCAGAAGACUAUAAAUACUGUCACUGGACAACUGGACAGGCAGUUUACCGUAACGGAUGAUCUGAUUUAUCGCACAGCCAAGAGAGAUGAAAACUCCCGGAAGGCCUACAAACUCCUAGCCACUCUCCAUGCAGACUGUGCCGAAUUGGUGAAUUAUGUGCAGGAAACUGGAACAAUCACCCGGGAAAUCCGUGAUCUCGAAGAUCAGAUCGAAACGGAGAAGAUGCGCAAUGUUUCAGCGAAUUUAGAACGAAUAACAUCAGAUUUGCAUCAAAUGCAGAAGGAGAGUCAAGUUCUCGAGGAAAAAAUCCAAUCGGCCCUCAAUCAAGCCGACGACUCCAGGGAAUAAUUCUCCAUUAAAAAAACCUCAAUCUGCAAUGUCUUGUAAAAUCCUCUUACAAGAAAAUCUAAAUUGUUUUUUUCUUUCGACUGUUUUUAAUUUAAUAGUGAAAAUUAUUGUUUUCUUCUCUUUUUCUAAAAUACAUUACAAAAUCCAAACUAGACGAAA